UGUGCCUCAGCUGCCUGCCGGAUGCAGACUUGCGCCUAAGGGACGCCUGCAGCAACUUCGAGAUGCGGAUCGCAGUCACCUUCCUGUGUCUGCUAGCGCUCCCGCUGGUGGCAGCUAUCGGCGGCCUGAAGUUGAGGGUGCCAGAGGACGAGAAGUGCCCGUGUAAGCUGGAGGGGUCCACGGCCGACUGCUCCAACAAGUCCCUGGUGGCUGUUCCUCCAUGCCUGCUGCCUCACACACCGACCCUGAGGAGCAAGAUGGCGUCACCACAGGCAGUCGUCACUGACCUCAACCUGUCAGCCAACCAGCUGCGACUGCUGCUGGGGCCGUGGCUCACUGGACUGCCCCAGCUGAUCCACCUGGACGUUUCCCACAACCGGCUCGUCGCACUGCCAUACGAUGCAUUCCGCGGCACACCCCAGUUGAGAUCCUUGGAUCUCAGCCACAACAACCUCACCACACUUGGACCCUUCCAGUUUGCACUCGUCCCGACGCUCUCAAUGCUGCGAGUGCGCUCCAACCAACUGGCCGAGAUCAGUGUCGACUGCUUGAGAUACAACAGUGCGCUUACGUCGCUGGACCUGGGAGACAACCAGCUGACACAUCUUCCAGAGGAGCUGUUCCAGAUGACCAAGUCCCUGAGGGAGGUGCGGCUGGACAGCAACAGGCUGCGCUCUCUCUGGCAGCGGGCUUUCCAGCACACUCCAGACCUGGAGACGGUGGAUCUCAGUGGGAACCGCAUAGGAGAGGUGGCAGCUGCUACCUUCUCCAGCACACCUCUGCUCAAGGACCUCAGCUUGGCUCACAACAGGCUAGGCUUCCUGUACAAUGACACCUUCAGGAGGUGCCCAGAGCUGCAGCGCCUCAACCUGGAGGGCAACCUGCUGCGCCAGGUGGGGUCCCCACUGGUGGCAGCCAAUCCUAACCUUGAGGUGCUCGCCUUCGCCAACAACGAGCUCUCCAGGGUGGAAGAUGGCGCCUUCGUCACCAACUCCAGGCUUAGGGUCCUCACCCUAGGGCACAACAAGCUGGAGUCACUCAACCCGUCCAUGUUUGGCAAAGACGCAGCACUGGAGGAGUUCCACGUGGAGGCCAAUCUGCUGCCCUCAUUGCCAGGGCAGCUGAUGGGAAACCUCACAAACCUCACCAUCCUAAACGUCAGCAAAAACAGGAUGGUGACGCUACCUGCAGGACUGCUUUCGAAGCUGUCGCGGCUGGAGACCUUGGUUGUGACUGGAAACCAGAUCUCGUCCCUGGAGUCCGGUUCAUUCCAGGGUCUCUCCAGGCUGCGCACCCUCAUGCUGGGCAGCAACGCGCUGAGCUUCCUACCUUACGAUAUCUUCAGCAGCUGCCAGAAGCUCGAGACGCUGCUACUGGAGGGAAACCGGCUGAAUAACUUGGAUCCUGCUAUUUUCGAACGCACCAGCCAACUUCGGUACUUGGACCUGUCGCACAACCGCUUCUCCCGUCUGGACCCUCGCGUGUUGGAGAAGCUGUCGAGCCUGAGGACGGUGGAGCUGGACGGAAACCCGUGGCAGUGCGACUGCCUCUUCGCCGACGUGCUGGGAAGGAUCCGCGACCGCCAGACCACGGUCGGUCAGCGACCCCUGCUGUGCCAGGGUCCAGGAGACUGGCGAGACAAGGCGGCGCAGGACGUCAUCAGCAGGCUCUCCUGCGGGACAGCCAGGUCCAGCUGACGGACGUCUCACGCGUCCAGUUGCCCUUCCCACACACCUCGCUACAACCCUCAGCACGAGACUGUCUUGCAUCUCAAUAACCCUAGGAACUCAUUCUUCCAUCUAUAGCGUAGGUGUCGAAGUCUGCUGCCGGAUAUCCCAACAACUUCUGGUAUCGAUAGCAACGAUGCCGCGGCUUAGGUGCAAGUUAUUAAGUUGGCACUAGCACAGACACCGACGACAGCGCCCUCUUGCCGGUGCUGUCGAGAGCUAAGAGCUUCGCUACAGAUUCAGCCCAUUUGAUCAAGAGCAGACUGCCGGGACGCCUCGCUUCAGCUUUGCUCUACAUACGACGGGUCUCAGCGUCGCACCUCAUUGCAAGUUAUCUAACCAUGUAUUGACUUGUCUUUUGCACCAGUAAACCACUUUUACUUACGUCCAGUA
Molecule: messenger RNA, 2120 nt
Organism: Schistocerca gregaria
Lineage: Eukaryota; Metazoa; Arthropoda; Insecta; Orthoptera; Acrididae
Product: leucine-rich repeat-containing protein 15-like
Exons: 8
Coding region: 63-1697 (544 amino acids)
Cellular component (GO): extracellular matrix
Molecular function (GO): protein binding
Source: RefSeq, a predicted model, not a curated record